Aspergillus calidoustus is the source of this 714-nucleotide messenger RNA. The record is from the annotation of a GenBank genome assembly. Lineage: Eukaryota; Fungi; Ascomycota; Eurotiomycetes; Eurotiales; Aspergillaceae.
AUGCGGGCCCUAAUAUCUCUCCUCUUCGCAACCCUCAUACCCUCCUCUCUCUCCUUGGCUCCAAAGCGCAUACACAGUUCUGUCGCCCAAGUUAUCACGUCCUGCGUGGAACCCAACACAAUCGCCCUGACAUUUGACGACGGCCCCUGCGCGUACACCGAGCAGGUCCUCGACUUACUGAGGGACUAUGACGCCCGCGCCACGUUCUUUGUCCUCGGAGAGGCAGCCCAGAAACAUCCCGAGCUCCUGCGCCGCAUGCAGGACGAACACCACCAGAUCGGCUCCCACACAUUCUCCCAUCCCAGCCUCCCCACGCUCAGCCACGAUGCAAUCGUCUUGGAAAUGACGCGGCUCGAGGACGUGCUGAUCCCGAUCAUCGAGCAGAUUCCGACGUACAUGCGCCCGCCCUACUUUGACAUCAGCGACGAGGUUCUCGCCACCAUGUCCGAGCUGGGAUACAAGGUUAUCACGGCUAGUAUUGACACAAAGGACUACGAGCACGAUACCAAGGACGGAGUACUUGUCAGCUACAACAAGUUCCUGAAUGAGCUUGACGCGGGCGGGAGCAUUGUCCUCUCGCAUGAUACGCACUACUGGACGGGAGCAAGCCUUGUCGAGCGCAUGCUGAUUGAGAUUUCGGAGCGCGGGUUGACGGCUACCACCGUCGGUGACUGCCUUGGUGAACCGUUGGAUGCAUGGUACAGGCCUGCUUAG